AUGGGCCGGCAAAAGCAAACGACGCCGCUCCAGCGAACCCCGUCGCAAUCGAUGCGGAAUGAGGUCGAAGCACAAGAAAAACAUACCAAUGGAAGCGCUAAUGUCUCUUCGGUUGUAUCGGAAAGUGCGCCCGCCAAGGCCGCUGUAGCAGCAGUGGAAACUGUCGCGGAGACCCCUGGUCUAAUGCAACUGCUCAUUUGUGUCCUCGGUAUAUACGCCGCAUUCCUCUCAUGGGGUGUCUUACAAGAGGCAAUCACCACAACCAGUUACUCUGUGCCCGCGACAGCCGCCGAGCCAUCACCUGCACCCGAACGAUUUACAUACUCGCUAGUGCUGAACACCAUCCAGUCCUCGUUUGCCGCCAUCACCGGCUUCGCUUACCUCCUGUUCUCCACGCCAAAGGGCCAAAAAGUCCCCUCAAUCUUCCCCACACGUCGGAUCCUCUUCCCAUUACUUCUGGUCAGCAUCUCUUCCUCGCUCGCUUCGCCCUUCGGGUACGCCAGCCUGGCGCAUAUCGACUACCUCACCUUCAUCCUCGCCAAGUCCUGCAAGCUUCUCCCCGUGAUGCUCCUCCACUUGACGAUCUUCCGCAAGAAGUAUCCGCUGUAUAAAUACGGUGUUGUCCUCAUGGUUACAUUAGGCGUAGCCACGUUCACUCUGCAUCACCCUAGCACGAACAAGAAGGUGGCUGCAGCCGCAGAUAAGGAUAACUCUGGUUCGUCAAUGUGGGGUAUCUUUCUGCUGUCCAUCAACCUCCUUCUCGACGGCUUGACCAACACCACUCAAGACCAUGUGUUUACCUCUCCCAAACUGUACACCCGGUUCUCCGGGCCCCAGAUGAUGGUCGCACAGAAUGUGAUGUCGACCAUUCUCACCACUGCGUAUCUCCUGAUUAUGCCGCACCUGUCCCAAAGCGGUAUCCUGCAUUACCUGCUCCCGUUCCCGAUUCCCCCAUCUACUGGGACAGAGCUGUGGUCUGCAGUCUCAUUCCUGCAGCGUCAUCCCGAGGCCCUGAAGAAUGUCCUUGGCUUUGCUGCAUGUGGCGCUGUUGGUCAACUGUUCAUCUUUUAUACUCUGUCGCACUUCUCGUCUCUGCUGCUUGUCACUGUUACAGUAACCCGUAAGAUGCUUACCAUGCUUCUGAGUGUGUUCUGGUUUGGACAUUCCUUGUCCGGUGGACAGUGGCUUGGAAUUUCCUUGGUCUUCGGUGGUAUUGGGGCCGAGGCUGUGGUGCAAAGACAGGAGAAGAAAGCUAAGGAACAAGCAAAGAUCGAAGCGGCCAGGAAGGCACAGUAG
Molecule: messenger RNA, 1296 nt
Organism: Penicillium longicatenatum
Lineage: Eukaryota; Fungi; Ascomycota; Eurotiomycetes; Eurotiales; Aspergillaceae
Product: UDP-galactose transporter HUT1
Exons: 2
Coding region: 1-1296 (431 amino acids)
Biological process (GO): UDP-galactose transmembrane transport
Cellular component (GO): Golgi membrane; endoplasmic reticulum membrane
Molecular function (GO): UDP-galactose transmembrane transporter activity; UDP-glucose transmembrane transporter activity
Source: RefSeq, a predicted model, not a curated record